This is a messenger RNA of Tripterygium wilfordii, 711 nucleotides long. RefSeq lists its product as uncharacterized. Lineage: Eukaryota; Viridiplantae; Streptophyta; Magnoliopsida; Celastrales; Celastraceae. The transcript is spliced from 2 exons. Bases 1 to 711 code for a protein of 236 amino acids. The record is from RefSeq and is a predicted model, not a curated record.
AUGGAUUUUGACAGUGUUCGGGCAGAGAAGGAGGACGCUAACAAACAGAGGAAGCUCAAAACCUUUGUAAGCAUGGCAGCUCUGUUUUCGCUUCUGGUUCUCAUCUUCUCGUGUUCUUCUCCACAUGCCGGCGAGCUUUUCAGAACACUCAAAUCGGUUCUCUAUCAGCGUCAAUACGUUUUUCUGCUGAUGAACGUUCUGGUCCUCGCUAUAUACUUCUCUAAUCACAAGAAUGCUGACGUCGCACGGCCCGAUCUCUACGACGAGUACGUCUCCAAAUCCACCGCCGCAGCGGAGAUGAAAUCCGCGGUCUUGAAUCGCAACUCCGGUUCUCCUGUGAAGAAAAUUGGAAAUACAACCAGGGCCCUUGAUGUCUUUGCAGAGCGCUCUGCUCCAGCGACAGGGCGGCGUUACAGGAGGAGUCAAUCGGAGAGCUUUGAGAGGCGUACGGUGGAGCUGCAGAGAGAGCUGAGGAGAUCGGAGACGGAGAAUGGGAGGCGGUCAAUGGAGGAGAUGAGUAGUGAGGAGUUCAGGAAUAUAGUGGAGAGUUUCAUUGCUAAGAAAAAGAAGGAUUUGAGAGAGGAAGAUAUUAAAAUCACAGACUCGCACCCCCACAAUGAUCGGACGGCGAAAGGAUUGACUGCUCUGAAACAAAAAAUUGAGUUCACAUACCCAAGUAAAAGAGAACUUUUUGGGAUGGAUGUGCAGUAA